Molecule: messenger RNA, 4053 nt
Organism: Brassica rapa (field mustard)
Lineage: Eukaryota; Viridiplantae; Streptophyta; Magnoliopsida; Brassicales; Brassicaceae
Source: RefSeq, a predicted model, not a curated record
UGGCGGCUUCAACCAAGAAAAUAUCUUGAAAUUCAGGACUCGCAGGGGUGACGACCGCUGCUGCAGGUGGGUGUCUACUGAUACGUCGUUGUCAUCUUCACGCUCUGCACCAUAAUCAGAAUAACAUACUGGCAGAAAUCAUGGAUCACCUCUUAUCUCAAUGUAGGGCAUCUGCCCCUUGACAACUCUUAACUGGAUCAUAGAAAAUGUUCUUGUCUAUGAGUGUCAUCAGACACAUCUUAUUUGUGUGUAUGUUACAAACAGCUCCUACAUUAGCCAUGAAAGCUCUCCCACGUAGUAGAGAAGAAAGUCCACUUAAACUAGGGCGUUGCCGACUUGUACCUGGAGGUUUUUGACAAUUCCUCCUGAAUCCACCUUAGAGCAUUCCACAAAGGUGAAUGAAUCACCGUAAAAUUCUUGUCUCCAGACUCAGCUGAUCUGCCAUCACUCUAGGCAUACUGACUAAAGAACAUGUAUUACAUAGUAUGGCUGGCUAUAUAAGAUGAUUCUUAAAACUGUAAAUACCACUUUCCUAAACAAGUUAUAAUCCAUGUAUACAUGAAGCAAUUUGUAACACCAGUUUCUCACAAAAAAACCAGAGGACGAAGUUAGGGACACCACAAGACAAGCCAAUGUGUCCCGCUAAUGGUCCCAAGAAUCUCAAACGUGUUUUUUUCUAUUUAAAUCCACCAACCCAAUCAUAUCCACCACUUCUACUUACAGUCAUGCAUGUUGAGAAAAGAUCAAUAUAUAGGAAGAGAAAGACAUGAGAAGUUGAGUAUGAUAAAGAGGCCGUAGUAAUACUAGUUAUCCGAGUAACUUACAAAGGGUAAACCAAAGUUACCCUAGUAUUACUAGUAUACUAGUUAUACUAGUUACCCGGGUAACUUUGGAAGAAGAAGAAAAACUCUAUUCUCUUAGCUAAGGCAUCAGUCUGUUGCAAGGGAAGAGGAGGCACGUGUGACAGGCUGGAGAAGAGCUGGAUAAAGCAAAAAGAGCUUUAUGCACAAGGAAGAAGCUCAUUGGAUGGUUUGAAUUAAAGCAAACCUUAUCUCUUGUAAUAGUGCCACUUUAUGAAACCCUCAUCUUAAUGUUGCCUUCUCAUAUAUAUUGUAAACUCUAAUCAGAUUAAUAAUAAAGAAGUAUGAGAUUAUCUCUCUAGACUCUCUCUCUUGUUCAUGAUGAUUCUUAAAUAUUCUUAAACAUGAUUACUACCUAAUCUCUCUACAAAUCUCCUAUUAACCUUCUCUAAUAUACCUUUAAUCUCUCAAUACCUACUCUAUUCUCUAAAAUCAUAUGGUAUCAGAGCCAGGUUAGCUUAAUUGGUAUUGAGAAACCUCGUUCCAUUUCUUCCUUUCUCUAGCUCUUGUGUCCUUGUGUUCUUGCUCUUGUGUUCUUGAGGGUUCCGUGAAGCUGUGUGAUAAAGUUGAGUCAUGUGGUGUUGUGCUUUGAGUUCGUGUGUUCUUGACGUCUCGUACUGUGUGUUCUUCAGCUGAGUUGCAAGUUUGAAGCUUUUUGGUCACUUCUGGUUCAAGCAAGAGAAGAUGGAAUGAAACAACUUCAGCAAGCUAGUUACUGUCCCGGUUGCGUUGAAGGGUGGUUCAAACUACCUAUUGUGGUCUAGAUUGGUGAAGACUUCCAUUGGAAGGCUAGGGCUGUGGAGCCACAUCACUGAUGAUGGUCCGAAGCCAUUGGCCAAAGAAACUGAAGAAGGUGAAGAGGAAAAGACUCUCACCAAAGCUGAAGCCAAGAAGUGGGUACAAAAAUACUUGAUGGUGCUCUCCGUGCUGCAAGGAUCUCUUGAUGUUCCUCUCCUUGAAGCUUACAGCUACUGUGAGACUCCCAAACAUUUGUGGAAGACCCUCUCAAAGACAUUUGGAAACGUCUCCAACAUCAGCCGUGUGUUUGAGCUGAAGAGAGUCAUUAACUCCAUGAAGCAAGAUGGAGGAGAGCUCACCAGACACAUGGGAAAGUUUGAAUCAUUAUGGUCUGAACUUGAAAGUCUAAAACCUAACACCACUGAUCAAGCAGCUCUUAUGGAAAGAAGAGAACAAGAUCAAGUGUUUGGGUUGUUGAUGACAUUGGAUCCUUGCUACAAGGAUGUCAUCAAACACAUCUUGAGAUCGCCUAACCUACCAUCCAUGGAGGAAGUAUGCGUGCAACUUCAGAAGGAGGAGGGAUCUCUUGGCCUGUUUGGAGGCAAGAUUGAGCUUACUAUGGCUCAUCAAACUGAAGGAAUGCAUGCAAACAAGACUGUAUACAGAGGUUCAGGGAGGAAGUAUGAAAAGUAUGAGGGAAGCUGUGAGCAUUGCAAGAGGACCGGUCACAAGAAGAGUGAGUGUUGGAUCCUACAUCCUCACCUCAGGCCACGUGGGGUCAACAGGGAUAGGGAAGCAAAGGCUCAUCUUUCUGCUGAAGCAAAUGGUGCUGGUUCAUCCGGAGCUAGCUCAGGCGCUAAGGUGGGUGAAAGUGAAGGUAGAGCCUUGGCGUCUCAUCAACUGAUUGAAAAGGGUAUGGAUCAGGAGGUGUUCAAGAGAGCUGACCUUGAAGCCUUCUUCAAAGCUCUUAAGGUGUCUGGUAACACCCUCAGAAACACCUUUGGAUACUCAUAUGCUGCUCAUACAUUGCCUAGUAAUACUGAUAAAUUACUAGACAUUUUUAAAAGCUCUUACACUGCUGCUAGUAAUCUUAGUAAUACUGAUAAGUUACUAGACAUUUUUAAAAGCGCCUACACUACUGCUAGUGAGCCUAGUAUAACUAGUAAUAUGUUAGGAUUACUAGGAAACCUGAUAAAACAAAAUGAACCAUCAAAGACUUAGAUUACUAGAAACAUGCAUAAACCUUUGAUCAUUGAUUCUGGUGCAUCUCAUCAUAUGAUAAGUGAUAAUAACCUGAUUAAAGACAUAGAACCGGCUCAUGGACAUGUUAUGAUUGCUAAUGGAGAUAGAAUUCCUAUUAGAGGAAUUGGUAAACUAAAAUUGUUUGAUAAGGAUUCAAAAGCAUUUUUCAUGCCUGAGUUUACUUCUAAUCUUUUUUCUCUCAAAAGAUGCACCACUGAUCUUCAAUGCAAUGUUAUCUUUAGUCCUGAUGAUGUUAAGUUUCAGGAUAUUAAAAGCAGCAAGUUGAUUGGGCAAGGAGCAACCAAAGGAGACCUUUAUAUGCUUGAAGAUCUUACUCCCAUCUCUAGUUCUUGUUUCUCUUUUAGUUCUAUUUCUACCUUAAGUAAAGAUGCAUUGUGGCAUGCUAGUCUUGGACAUCCACAUGUUAGGGCUUUAAGCAUUAUGUUACCAGGUGUCAUGUUUAAAAAUAAUGAUUGUAAGGCAUGUAUUUUGGGCAAACAUUGUAGGACAGUGUUUCAAAGAUCAUCCACUAUGUAUGAGAAUUGCUUUGAUUUGAUUCACUCUGAUGUUUGGACUGCGUCUUGUUUAUCUAGGGAUGAUUAUAAGUAUUAUGUCACAUUCAUUGAUGAAAAAUCCAAAUACACCUGGUUAACACUCAUCAAAACAAAAGAUAUGGUUCUUGAUGCAUUUAAAAAUUUCCAAAGCUAUGUUACUAACCAUUACCAUGCCAAGAUUAAGAUUUUCAGGUCAGAUAAUGGUGGGGAGUACAUAGGCCACGCAUUCAAAGAUCACCUAGCUCAACGAGAUUCUACAUCAGACUAGCUUCCCUUACACUCCACAACAAAAUGGAGUUGCUGAAAGGAAGAACAUACACCUCAUGGAAGUGGUCCGUUCAAUGAUGUUCCACAAGAAUGUCCCUAAGAGAUUUUGGAGUGAUGCUGUGAUGACUGCUUGCUAUCUAAUCAACAGGAUACCAACCAGAAUCCUAGAGGAUCAGUCUCCAUUUGAGGUACUCAACAAGAGUCGACCAGUUCUAGAUCACUUGAGGACAUUUGGGUGUGUGAGCUAUGUACUUGUGCCAGGAGAGAUGAGAAACAAACUUGAAGCAAAGAGCACCAAGGCUAUGCUUAUUGGCUAUUCCGCAUCUUAAAAGGGAUACAAGUGUUUUGAUCCCACUACUAGAAGAGUCUUGGUAUCUAGGGAUGUGAAGUUC